GUCAUGAAAUGUCUGUGUUAUUGAGAAUCCCCGUGAUCUGUAAGAGGAUUCCUACAGUUUUACCUUAUAAACUUGUAAAUAUUGAUGAAGAUUUGAUUACCAUGAAUAGCUAUAACCUCACUUCUAUCAGCUAGACGAUAAUAAGUAGGUAUUUGUGCGAGCUAAACCAAGAAAAUCCCGAGUUGUAAGCCGGAGGGAUAUCCAUGCCGCGACACAUUGGGAAAUGCCACGUCGGAAACCCACAAUUUCUUUACCGAUGAAACGUGCAUUAGACGAUGAAAACGAUGGCAAAGAUUCCAGUACUAAGAAGGCCAAACCGACAGGUGAUGUAUCACCAGUAUUUACUCAUGAAGAGGAAAAUGCGGCUGUGGGUUCCAUACAAAAUGCUGUUCCCGAUGGACACGAGUCACCGGAGCCGGACAGACAGAGCAUCGGUGAGCAGACACCAGACACACAUCUUGCUAUUAUCGAUGAAGGAUUGAUUCAGACAGGUUCAUUCCAAGAGCAACCAUGUGAAGUAAAGGGGGAUAACUGUGGUGCUGUGGAGGAGGACUCGACACUGGGAUGUGUUGGAGGUCAAUCUGGGGCAUCAUCAGAGAAACGAAACUUGUCUUUAGAGGCACUUUUCCAGGUGACAGACAAUGAACUACAGAAUAUAUCCCGACAACGCCUCAAGUCGCCCCAACAGCUCAUCAUUGACGAGACCCAGAAAGCAACAGUACAGGAAGUGGAUGGAAAUAUCGUGACAAUCUUGCCUAGUGAUAUAAUAUUAGACGAAAUAGUUAACGGGAUAAAGUACAGUAAACAGAUAAGUGUACCUUCAGGUGAAUCCCCGAAUAUGGACACUGUCACUUAUCAAAGUAUACAAAUCAACACAAUUGAAACACAACCUGCCGAGACUGUGAUCCAGACAGGGGGUACAACUCUCCUGUCAGCGGUUCCUACAGAAACAACUGGGCGUAGGAGGAAGCACCCACAGAAGCCUGGACGGCACAUCUGUCCGUUUUGUGGCAGGGGUUGUGCUAAGCCAAGUGUUUUGCUGAAACAUUUACGAGCGCACACAGGGGAACGUCCUUACCCAUGUGUGUCUUGUGGAUUUUCUUUUAAGACGAAGAGUAAUCUUUACAAACACUGUAAGUCGCGAGCACAUGCCCUAAAGUCUGGCCUGACCACUGGUCAGUCAACCAGCAUUGACAUUGGUGAGGAGGAGGCUACUCACAUGGAGGAAAUGGACGACUCUGAUGAGAACAGUAGUGGUACUGAGUCAGGAGGCGAAAGCCAGAAGGAGGCAGAGGCUGUUCAUGAGGUAGAGGAAUUAUCUGAAAAACGGGAGCACGCUCAGAUUCAUGUGCUUCAAGAAGUUGCCAAAUAUCUUGAGAAACCUAAAGAAGAACGCCCAAAAGUAGAGGUUCCCCAGUCGAAAUUUGACGGAAAACAAGACAAAUUUAGAACUAUCCAUGACAGACUUAAAGCUAAGCUGAAACGGUCAUUUUCACUGACAGAGCCUCUUAAACACGUCACUGUGCCUCAACUAGAGAGAAAAUUUAGCCAAGCAGACGAACAAAAGUUCCAUAAAGUUCAAAGUCAAUAUUUAAAGAUUGCUCCUAAGCAAGGAUCUUCAGGAGCUACAGUGAAGAUUCCAGCGGAAAAAACAAAGCAGGGCCUAGUGUCUCCAAUUAUAAUUCAGACUCCAAACACCGUGACAGCACCUGCCAGUGUUUCUUUGAAGAAGGCAGUAAUGUCACAAUCCACACCACAGCUGUCUGGCAAGAAAGAAGAGGUAUCUGGGACUGGAGGGGCAAGCACUGGAUUAGGGGAACAUAAGAAUCCACGUCUCCAUGCUCUGUCUAUGGGACUUCCUCAACUUACAGGCAGUCCGAUUCGUCAAGUGCCUGGGAGAGACUACUCGGGACCACUGGAGACUGUAAAACUCCCACAGCCCAAUGCAAGUCCUGCCGUUGCUACCAAAGCAUUGCGUGAUCUCGAGGCAUUGAGUGAAAGUUUUAAGAACGCAUCACGUGCAGGUUUAAAACUUUAUACCUCUGUUAAUAAUCUUCCUGAUCGUUCCUGUCAAAUCACUAUCGAAGUUUUGUCAUCAAAUCCCACAGGGGGUCCAAGUAUGGCUUCCAGUCUGACGUCACAAACUGUCAGUAUGGCAACUGUAAAACCGGUUGCACCAGUCACACCUGAUCUGGAGCCACGUAGUGCUGGUGUGGAGUCAAAAGAAUUCACACCAGAGAUGCUGAGUGAAAGAAUACAGAAACUUAUUUCAGCAAAUGCUGCUAUUGUCAGCACUCCAAUGGCAGAUCCUCCCCGACACAAACGGAUAUCACGUCAAAACAGUGAGGUCUCCACUCCUGGAAUAAAGGUAGAUUUUGGGCAGCUUGGCACUCCUUCUUCACCCCGAGUAUUUGUCCCAGUGACGACACAUGUAUCAUUAAGGUCACUCAGCGUAGAUGCAGAGGCCCACUCUGCCCCAGUAACACACGAAUAUAGUACCCAAACUUCUACUGGGUCAGCUCAAAGUAAAACACCUGGCAAAGAAGGACAAGUCUUACCUGAUUUUGGGGCUCUAGGUCAUAAAAGUAAAUCGCAAGAGAAAAACAGAUCAAGGGAAGAUAACGAUACUGAAGAAGUACUGGAGGCUGAAGACAUGCCAGAUUAUCAGACAGAUGUUCCUAGUGGUGUGGUACAGGACCUCAAAGAUGACGAUGUCCCAUCAAGCCAUGAAAUACAAGUUGCUAGCUCUGAUGGGCAAACCAGGAAGAUGGAAUUGAAGUCCCGACCACCUUUGGUUAGACAGAACUCUGUGUCAAGCUAUUCGUUGUCAACGAAGGCUUCAGUACUCUCUGAUCCCAGUACAAGUCCACCACAGACUGUCAGUGUGUCGAUGGGGAAUGGCUCAAACGAUCUCCAAACCAAGACCAUGGUUGGCAAGAAUCAGCAGGGUCAGGAAAUUACAAUCAAAAUACAGCUAUCAAAGCCAACAGACAGCACUGGUGAAACGAGAAAACUGGAAAAUAGGAAGGAGAAUUCUGCUAAGGAAGGAGACAGUUAUGGUCCUCACUGUUGUCCCAAAUGUAAGGUGUCCUUUAAGAAGGAGCAGACACUAGAGCUACACAAGUUGUAUUACUGCAAGCCCUCAGGGACUGCCUCCGUCACCAAGCCUGUCCAGGCGCUCACUUCAGCACGCAGUCUAGAGAUGAUCGACCAAGAAAAAGUAGUUCGCCUUUUCACACAUGGAGAGAAUGUAAUAAGAAAAGUAAUCCCUCAGGGCAAUUCCAGUGUAGGUCUGGCAAGCACUAUAGCUGGAAUACAGGCAGGUGCUGUCAGGUCCGAAAUCACCACUUCUCAACAUAAACAAAGCGACCAAGAACAAGUUGUCAUGGCAACACCAACAACACCAAUUCAAGUAAUGUUACCCUCGUCAUCAUCUGCAUUUGCAAUUAACAUGCCAAUAACCCCUACGACCCCACUAACUGCAGAUAACCAAGAGCUGAGCAUAUUUCCACGUAAGAAGGGUCGUCCAAAAGGUUCGAAAAAUCGGCCAAAAGACAUGGCAGAUUUUGACAUGCAGGGUUAUGUCCCUGUUCAGAUCAUCGGGCCUGUGGCCGGACCGAGUACUUCUGGAACUGUGUCUGCACAGAGCUCUGUCCCAAUUCUCAUUAAUCUAGGGUCACAAACCAGUGUUGCGCGUAUGCUGGUCCCUGCGUCUCCUGUUGUUUUGUCAGAAUCAAAUUUGAAGCUGUCCGACAUGCAUCUCAAUCAAACACAUUCAGUGACCCGAGCCUCUUCACUCACAAAGGAAUUUAUGACUAGUGCACUUCAUAGUCCCUUGACAUCUGUAAUUCCUAUCAUUCCAGUGACACCGGUUAUCCAAACAGGGUUUGACCACAAUGAUUCACAGUCUCAUCUAAAGCAGAGGCUGAAAGGUAAGCUUUUGAUGAAAAGGUCAUUGAGUAUUGACAAAUUUUCACCAGAAGGAACUGCAAGCAUUGCCUCUCCAUUGGCCGAGGUACCUACUAGUCUAGAUAUACCCAUCUCUAUGGCAACCGACUCUCAAGAAGCGUUGAACAGGAAGAGGAAGUUACCAGAAUCUCCAUUGAUUGGGGGGUCUACGCUACUAAGGUCCUAUUCAGAACCAGUCGCAAAGCUAACAAAAUUGACCAGUGUAUCGGUGUACGAUCAACAACAGGUUUCCAGUGCUAAUGUUGAGAUCAUAUUGGCAGAGAAGUCUGACACAAUCAUGGUCCCAACUGCAAGGGAACAGUACAUCUUCCAUCCGUCUCAGAUCCUCAGUCACCUAAUGUUCACCUCAAAUAUUGGUAGCUCCAAACAAUUUGUACCAAAGAAAACAACUAAUGUUACUGAUCUAAGUCCAAAAAUUCUUCGAAGUCCAUCCAAGUCAAAACUCAAGGCAGCACUUCUGGGUGAAAUGGUUGGAGAUUUGUCCUCAAAAACUUGCAAUGGAGCUGUCAGCUGCCAGACUGACCCACCCUCACCAACAAAGAGUGAUAAAAACCUAGCAUCACUGACAUUGCUUGGACAUUCCUUUCCCUCCCUCAGAGUCAACACUCACACGACUUUCUGUUGUGUUCAGCGUCCUCAGCCCAUGUACGUGCUACAAGGCAUCAACAAGAGAGUGUCUAUGUACUCCAACUGGAAGCUGUCGCAACACGAUCCCAACCCCGUAGGACUGAGCUGUAAAAUGUUGCUGGAGUUGUACGAUUCCCACUACACAAGUAACCCAGUGUGUGCCAUUCCUAACUCGGGUAUAUCUAAAGGAGGUGUGCUUACUCACAGCAGCUAUUGGUCGUACAAACAAAACCAGCGUCAUACCGACACAAUGGUUACCAAACCAACCACCACACAGGCCAGUGAGUCGGCCACAGCCGGAAAAGGAGACAAACAGGACCAGAAUGUGUGUAAAAUUUCAGCAUUCAAAGGCGGGUAUAAGAGUAUGGAUGAGUACACAUACAUUCGUGGAAGGGGACGGGGAAAGUAUGUGUGUGAAAAAUGUGGAAUUAGGUGCAAGAAACCAAGCAUGUUGAAAAAGCACAUCCGCAGUCAUACUGACCUCCGACCUUACCACUGUAAACACUGUCGGUUCUCAUUCAAAACCAAGGGCAAUCUGACGAAACACAUGAAGUCCAAGGCUCACCACAAGAAGUGUGUAGAACUAGGUAUAAUCCCCAUCCCCACACAGGUGGACGAGUCACAGAUCGACAGCAACGCUCUGGCUGCGCAGUGUGCCCUCUCAAAGGUCGCACGCAUAGUCAGCGACCGCGAGGGUAAGGUCAGUCUGGGCAAUGAGGAUUCUGACGAAGACGAGGAAAACAUGGACAUGUCUGAUGACGAGGACGACAUAGAAGAAGGUGAAGAAUCAGGCGAGGUAACUCUGAUAGAGGUAGAGGAGGAUGCGAGACCGGGCAGCGUCGGGGCUGAAGAAAUCAUUGACGAUACAGCUGAGAGCAGUUCUAGCCUAAACCUGUCCUCCGUGGAACAAGGUCUCCUUGGCUUGGUACCAGUCGUCUGCUCCACCAUACAACCCAUUCUCCAGGUCCAAGCAUCAGAAAAACCGGUCGUAUCAAAAGCAAUGGACACUGGUGAUGACUCCAUUACAACAGGGGAUAGUAUGGCCACAAAUAGACCUAAUGGGACCCCAAGAUUAGGAACUGUGUAUGGAUUUGAGCAAAAGGAAUCAAAUACUAGUCAAGGUGUAAGCUCUGGAGAUGGCGUGGACUCUGAGAUUGCCUGCAGUCUGUUAGAAUUGUCUAAACAGAGCCAGCCGAGCUCGUCCUCUGUUGUGGACCCCCAGACCCCAGACACCACUGGUGGCUCAGCCAAAACCAUAGAGACACGACUGGGCAACCUGAUCAGUGAACUGAUAAUGAGGACAAUGACUGACGACAGUAAACGAAUCCUCCUCCCCUUGGGUACAAAUCAGGUGGACAAGAACACAGAAGAGAAAUCCUCUACCAUUAAUCAUUCGAAGGAGGAAAACGCUCAGCUUGUUGUAUCAAGCCACGAUCAGUCGAAUUCUGAUUCCACUUCUUCAUCUCAGAAAGGAUUCCUGGUCACAGUACCACUGGGUGGCUUCAUGCCCCCAAUGUUGUCAUCGUCCCUUCCCACCACCAGCAGUGAAAUAUCUGUGGAACUUGCAAAACUUUUUAAUAUUGGUCUUAAAGAACCAAUCAGAUUGCAUGUUACAAGUCCUGAUCAGCCUCCAUCAGAAGACGGCCAAUCAUCAACCUCGUACUUGCCAUUUCAGUUCAGUCAUCCAUUCCAUAGUUAUCUCAAUCAAGCAUCAGGGUCUGAAGGUUUUGAAAAGUUGAUCACACAUCUAAAUGACCAGGCUAGGAAAUUAAGCUCAGGAUCAGUGGAGUCUAUAAAAGUCAACGAUCCUGAAAAUCCAGUUUCUGUUUCUUUAGACACUAGUGAUCCAGACUGUGUUUUCAUUCGUUCUGAAGUUACAUCACCAAAGAAGGAGGAGAGUUCUGGAGCCUGUAGUUAUGUAAUUCUGGGGGAGAAUUCUUCUUCGAGGGGAGGAAAGUUUGUCUGUGAUAUUUGUAUGAAAGCAUUCCAAGAGAACCAACAGUUAGUACUCCACAGAAAUAUUCACUUCAUUGAAAAGCCUUUCAAGUGUGACACCUGUCACCUAGCAUUCAAAACACAUAGCAUCUUCAUGAAGCAUCAGCAGUCGGAACCACACCAGACUCUAGUCCGCGGCGAUUUAUCAUCCUCGGAUAAUCCACGUCCAUUCCGUUGUGAUGACUGCGACAUCGCAUUCCGCAUGAAAGGUCAUCUUGCAAAACACCUAAGGUCCAAGAAUCAUGUGCAGAAGUGGGAACAGUUAGGCAGACUUCCAGUCGGCACAUAUAACAAAUAUGAGACAGCAAUCAGCGGGUUAGAGGCAUCAGACAUAUCAGUAUUUCUACAGACUCUAGUGCAGUUCACAAAAACAGCGGGAACAGUUCUUGGUACAUCUGUGUCCGGAGAACACAGCUCCUCUACUGCUGAACCAACCGAGUCUUCAGGAAAAGAUAUUGAUUCAUUCCAGUCUCACAGAAAAGCAGCGUAUGAACGACACGAACAUGCCUCCAAUGAGCGUGUCACAGUGGAGCUGAUAAAACAGGAACCAAUAGACAUCGGGGACAUCGGCAAAGAUCAGGAAGAGGAGGAGAAGGAUUCUGCAAGGAGCUGUCGUACGGGAGAGGACAAGGGGCUGGCUGAGGGGCCACACAUGUGUGGAAUCUGUAGGAAAGGUUUCAGGAACCUAGACCAUCUCAAGAGUCACUUAAUCACUCAUGCUGAGCUCCGACCCUAUGUGUGCGAGUACUGUGACGCAGGAUUCACAAAUGCCCAGUCACUGAAAAUACAUCUUCAGACACAUGCCCAGGAGAGACCCUAUGUGUGUGGUAUAUGUGGCGAUACUUUUGACAAGGCUGAGAACCUUAAGAUACAUGUGGAGGAACACAACAAGGCUAUGUCAUCAUGGGAUUCAGUAACCAUAGAAACCAAUGACCAGGGGGACCUGAAGGUCACCACCCUGCAUCAACCAGAGAAUGAGAAGACUGAUGCCAUGGAAACCAAAUCAGAGGGAACAGUUAUACAGUCGGUUCCUCGGUCCACAGUAGAAAAACCUACCACAGAAGUGACUGGUAGAGUCACUGUGGACUCAGAUGGAGCCAAGAUUGUUUAUGUGAAUGUGAGUGCUGACUCUGAUGGAGAUUUUGUGGUGGUGCAGAAUGCAGGUGAUUGUAGUACUGAAGGAUUUCCUUGUGACAUUAAAAACAGCCCAGUCACUAAAGUUGUUCCCAUGGAAACAACAGGUGAUGUAAAUGAAAUGAACAUUUUUCAAGAUUCAUCUGACAUGGACAAUAUUCUGAUUAUAAGUGAAGAGGGCGAUAUUGGGGAUCAGGAUGGUUUUGUUAUUUACACGGAUGGAGCAAACUCUGAAGUUAAACAGGUGAUGAUUGGGAAAGAUUUUCUUGCCAACCACAGUAAGGAUAACGAAGUGGAGUCGGAAACACAACUACAAGAUAAAAGUGCUGAGGCAGAUUCUAGUGCUGUAACUAUGGUAACAGCAUCAAGUUUGUUAGAUACUGAUAAGGUGAAAAACGAAACGAAGUCGGACGUUAAAGAUCUUGAGUCUGGGGUUGGUGCAGGAGUUGAUGCAGUGAUGACAAAUGUAGAAACAGAUGUGAGAAAACCUACAUGUGUUGACCAUCAUAUUGACAGUGUGGAAAUGACUGAUGCAAAUCAAGAGUCUGAAAAGACAAACUAUAGUGCUAAACAGACUGUUACAAAUACAGAUAAUGAAGCAAAACAUAGAGGUCUGACAGUAGACCAUACAGGUCUGACAGUAGAACAUACAGGUCUUACAGCAGAACAUACAGGUCUUACGGUAGAACAUACAGGUCAUACGGUAGACCCUACAGGUCAUACGGUAGACCCUACAGGUCUUACGGUAGAACCUACAGGUCUUACGGUAGAACAUACAGGUCAUACGGUAGACCCUACAGGUCAUACGGUAGACCCUACAGGUCUUACGGUAGAACCUACAGGUCUUACGGUAGAACAUACAGGUCAUACCGCAGAACAUACAGGUCUUACGGUAGAACAUACACGUCUUACGGUAGAACCUACAGGUCUUACGGUAGAACCUACAGGUCUUACGGUAGAACAUAUAGGUCAUACCGCAGAACCUACAGAUCCUGCAGCAGUUAAUACUGAUCCGGUAGUGGUAAAAACAGGUCAGUUAGUAGAACAUAUGGAUACUUCUUUGGAAAGUGUUCCACCAAGGCAGGACGCAGCCAUCGCCAAACUGGCAGCAAAUGGAGAAACAGAUAAGAAUUGUUCAAACAAUGCUGCUUAUUCAAAAGAACAUUUUACUCAUAAAGUUACUGAUUCAGGUGAACAUAUGACAGAAACCGGUGAUAAUGACAAGCAGACAUGUUGUGCAAUGUCUGAUGUUAAAGACCAAAUCUGCAGUAACGUUCCUUCGGAAAAGGGAGAUAACAUUGAUUUAAGCGAUACCACUGUAACUGUUUGUCACGAGGCAUUUAUUGUUAAAGACAAUGAUGGGAAUAUCAUCCAUAUGGCUGCCAUAGAGACAGAGAGCUGUGUGACAGAAAAUACCGGGGCAACAUUGUAAAAUGUCUGAUGAUCAUUGAAAUAUGUUUGAUGAGCAUAGUGAUCACUGACAGUUUCGAGUGAUCACAGACUGUACAAAGCCUAAUGAUAAGUGGAAAGAUACAUGUGGUGCGAUGAUCGUUAUACAGACAGGGUGUGAUGAUCGUUAUACAGACAAUGUGUGAUGAUCGUUAUACAGAGGGUGUGUGAUGAUCGUUAUUCAGACACGCGUGAGAUGAUCGUUAUACAGACCAUGUGUGAUGAUCGUUAUAUAGACAGUGUGUGUUGAUCGUUAUACAGACAGUGUGUGAUGAUCGUUAUACAGACAAUGUGUGAUGAUUUGUAGACAAUGUGUGAUGAUCGUUAUAUAGACAGUGUAUCAUGAUCGUUAUACAGACACGUUUGUGAUGAUCGUUAUACAUACAGUGCCUGAUGAUCGUUAUAUAGAUAGUGUGUGAUGAUCGUUAUACAGACAGUGUGUGAUGAUCGUUAUACAAUGUGUGAUGAUAGUUAUACAGACUGUUUGUGAUGAUCGUUAUACAGACAGUGCGUGAUGAUCGUUAUAUAGAUAGUGUGUGAUGAUCGUUAUAAAGACAGUGUGUGAUGAUCGUUAUACAAUGUGUGAUGAUAGUUAUACAGACUGUUUGUGAUGAUCGUUAUACAGACAGUGUGUGAUGAUCGUUAUACAAUGUGUGAUGAUCGUUAUACAGACUGUUUGUGAUGAUCGUUAUACAGACAAUGUGUGAUGAUCGUUAUACAGUGUGUGGUGAUCGUUAUACAGUGUGUGGUGAUUGUUAUACAGACAAUGUGAGAUGAUCGUUAUACAGACAGCGUAUGAUCGUUAUACAGACAGUGUGUGAUGAUCGUUAUACAGACAGUGUAUGAUGAUCGUUAUACAGACAGUGUGUGAUGAUCGUUAUACAGAAACGUGUGAGAUGAUCGUUAUACAGACAAUGUAUGAUGAUCGUUAUACAGACAGUGUGUGAUGAGCGGUAUACAGACAGUGUGUGAUGAUCGUUAUUCAGACACGUGUAAGUAAUGAUCGUUAUACAUACAGUGUGUGAUGAUCGUUAUUCAGAUACGUGUGAGAUGAUCGUUAUUCAGACACGUGUGAAAUGAUCGUUGUACAGACAAUGUGUGAUGAUCGUUAUACUGAUAGUGUGUGAUGAUCGUUAUACAGACAAUGUGUGAUGAUCGUUAUACAGACAGUGUGUGAUGAUCGUUAUACAGACAGUGUGUGAUGAUCGUUAUUCAGACACGUGUGAGAUGAUCGUUAUACAGACAAUGUGUGAUGAUUGUUAUACAUACAGUGUGUGAUGAUUGUUAUACAGACAGUGUGUGUUGUGAUAAUUAUUUAAAAGUGCGUGUAUAUUGUAUCUAUUGCCAAUAGUAGUUAAUAGUUAUUUGUAAUGUAUGUAUAUGGUCAUCACUCUAAAAACAAUGAUAUAAGGACAGUCUGACCUGCUUAUUGUAAAGAACCCACCACAGCCUGAUGUAAGAUUGUGAGAGAAAAUAUAAAAACAUCUCCCGUUUCUAGUCAACGAUUAAUUACAACACCCGCGUUUUGUUUAAUAUAUAUAUGUUUUUAUUAUGGCAAGUCAUUUGUAUCAUCACACGCAAAUUUACCAUUAAAUUCGCUGAUGCAGGGCUGUUAACAAACAGCUUGUUGAUGAGCAAUAUCACAACUCUUGAUUACAUUUUGCAGUUUUACAAUUAUUUUUUGUCAAACUCAAUCAAUAUCUGUAUGUUAGUCAGUUUCAAUAUCUAAACGGCGUCAUGAUUUACCUCUUGGCGUAGCUGGAACUAGUUGGAAUGCAGAUGUAUCCUAAAUUACCCUGACACAUAUCCUUAAGUAUUAUUCUCUCGAGGUAGAAAGUACCAGCCCCUCUCUUGUAUUAAUGUAGCCGUAAGUAAGUAUUAAUUUCCAUCCUUACAAAAUGCAUCUCCUUAAUUUUUAUGAAGUAGGAAAAUUACAUGAAUAUAUACAUUGUGCUAGCCGUCAUGGUAUUUGUUUUGUUGAUACUCUUCUGUAGCUAUACUUGGACUAUUUGUAGAUGUUCAAGUAAUGAUUCCGUAUCAAAAUAUCAUGCUUAUAUGAAUAUAAGAGACCGCACAAUAACUUCACUAGGCGACAAAAAGUGGUGAUACUCUGAAGUAGACGACUUCAGGUAUCUGCCCGUGUGAGUAGAUCACCAGUACUAUUGGACGUUCAUGCUGAUAUCUGUUUGUAAUAUAUUGUCUGUAUGGAAUGAGAAAAACAUGUAAACAAUGAACAACCAAUUAAGUUUGAGGAAACCUUGCCAUCAAUAGCAAAUAUCCCUGUUCGUUACUUUAUCGUUUCUCUCUCGAGAAGUAUCAAAAUAGUUUUAAUCAAAUAAGUCUGCAGUAAUUUUCUUGAUAUUAUUCAGUAACAUCCGAUUACACUGGACUGAAGCUACAUCGCUCAAGCCGCUUCAUGCCCAGCACAAGUGGGUACGUUGUAAACAGCCAGGCGACAUGCUUAGAAUUUUAUCUUAGUUUCAGGUAAACGCCUAUCUUAUGCCUCAUUAUUAGAGAUGACAAAUGUGCAUCCCUUACCUCACCCUCAAUGAUUCAUGGUUUCCUUCUGCUUGGUAUAUUUGGUAAAUCAGUAAUACUUCAUAAAACUGAGUUGGUCUACCAUCGGUGGAUCUCAUUUUCAUGUCUUGACCUCGUUAUGUUUAGUGGUCCCAUCAUCAAUAUAUUGAUUGGCUCUAUCAGUAUUAUAGAUGUAAUUGUUUGACCCAGAUAUCGAUGGGCGUUCGUUUAGAAUAAUAUGACAUAGAAGAACGAAACUAUGCUCCCAAAAUAUGUAUGAAAAGCGGAUCAACACCAGAUUAUUGGAGCCUGGGUUACCUUGCCAAUCGUUAAGGUAUUUAGAUUCGAUAUACGAGUAGAUACGAUGAGCGAUGAAAACCGCCAAAAUAUCUGUCAGAAAAAUAUAGUAUGCUUAGCGUAACUAAUGUAACCUGAGUGGGUCCGUGUUGGGCAUCAUUAUAUUUGUCUAGACCGACCCAUUUCUCCAUACGUGUUGUGUAAAUAUUUAGACGGAUCCGGUCAUAUUUGAAAAUGUAUUAUUGGAUCUAAAAUGUGUAUUUUGUCAACACUUUUAACCUUUUCUGAGAUGUUCGACUUAUAUGGAAAAUCAUGCUUUUGGAAGAUUUGUUUCUAAUAUUUAGUGAUAGACCUACACACUUCCACAGCCGAGGCAAUGAUAAUGCUUCGUUGUUUUUCAUUUUAUAAAUAAAAAUGAUAAUAAGCGAACAUUUUCGACAAUAUGUUAUUUAAACAAAAUGUGAACAAUCUCGAAAAAAGUAGUUCAAUUUUUCUUCCUUAUUUUUUUAAUUUUUAGAAUAGGAAAAUUCGCAGGUCCCAAACCAUUUCUUAAUUUAACUUGACCUUUACAGUUGCAUUGAUGUGCAACAACACCAUCAUGAGUACGUUUUUUCAACUUUAUUUUUCAGUAAUUUUGUAAUAGUACUUUUAGCGCUUACACUAGAGAGCUGAUCUCUAGAAGACUCUGCAAAAUUCACUACUUUAGCAAAUCUACGAUAAUUAAAAGACCUGCAAUAUUAGUUUUUUAUAGACAUUAUCACAAAACCUGUCAUUUUCCAUGCUAAAGAUCAAAAGAAUGUCGCACUUAUGUUUUUUUUAUGAAACUGUCUGAAAUUCAAAAGAUCUAUAUACAGAGGGUUUGAAAUAAAUAUUUUGAUCUCUAAACAAACUCCUUUAAUUAAUUAAAUAUACACCUGUAUACAACCGUUAUGCUGAUAGAACAGAAUAACUUGCAAAUUGCGACAAACCCUCACAUAUUACACUGUACAUCUGCACACCUCUUAAAGCAUGUAGUUGAGAAUGAAAAGAGUGAACUCUUGUUAGUCUUAAAUAAUGAAAUUCUAGAAAUUUGACCAGACAGUAUGUGAAGCCGUGUAUGUAUACAUACUUGAAUCCUUUUUCUUU
This is a messenger RNA of Mizuhopecten yessoensis (Yesso scallop), 13113 nucleotides long. RefSeq lists its product as uncharacterized. Gene Ontology annotation, molecular function: DNA-binding transcription factor activity, RNA polymerase II-specific; zinc ion binding; RNA polymerase II cis-regulatory region sequence-specific DNA binding. Gene Ontology annotation, biological process: regulation of transcription by RNA polymerase II. Bases 224 to 9157 code for a protein of 2977 amino acids. The transcript is spliced from 11 exons. Gene Ontology annotation, cellular component: nucleus. The record is from RefSeq and is a predicted model, not a curated record. NCBI's taxonomy places the organism in Eukaryota, Metazoa, Mollusca, Bivalvia, Pectinida, Pectinidae.